CGCAACCUUGUUGGAUUAGCAUCGCUGACUGUGGAUAUCUGCCAAAGGUUGCUCGGUUACUGACUGACAAAUGUCACGCCAGGCACGCUGUACCCUGUGCGAUGUCGUACAUGACUUCGUAUUAUCCUGGAAGUAAAAGUUACAGUUCCAAAAAGAACACUUCUUAUAAUACACCUCUCAAGUACGGAGGAGGGACAAGUCUUGGGUCUUCCGUUUAUGGCAUCACCUGGAACAAAUAUUCUAGCAGACCCACUAGCAGAUCUACUUCCUAUGAUUAUAAAUAUCCCACGAACAAUUAUGGGAGGACCAGUUCUGGGUACUCCACAGAAUUAUCGAAUUAUAGAAAUUCCAGCUGCAAAUCCUACGGUGCUUAUUCCAGGUUGAGAGAUGAUCGCCCUCGCGUUGAAUCUACUAGAACCUCUGGUUCUAGAAUAUCUUCUAGUUCUUCCUCAUCUUGGACAUCUUACGCCAAGUUGAUCGGAAGUCAUGCAAGAUCAAACGAUGCAAGAUACGCAAAGCAGUACUCGAGCAAUAAUCAUGAAAGGGGAAGAAGAACGAACGAAUCCGAAAAAGGUAAAGAAGAGAAAUCGAAUCCGAAUGAAUUUGUUCAAAAUAAAAGGGAGAAAAACGAAGAUUCUAACGUAAUUAUGAUUUCUCGCGCCACAUCACCCACGCAGGAGGAUCAGUUGUCCUCUUACCACCGGGAAUCCAAGCAACACAAAAGAAAAAUGGCGGUAGCUAAGAUAUCCAUUGGCGUUCAGGUAAAGGAAGAAGAUUUCUGCAAAGCUCCCGCUGAAAACUUUGAAGAAAAAGUCGAAAAUAAAGAUUUUCGUAAAUCCAAAUUGAACAUGAAAAAUGAAGAACGAGAGGCAAAGAGCAAAGUGGACCGCGCAACCCCCGAAUCCACGAAGUUUUCAGCAGAGGAGAUAGAGAAAAGAAAAGUUAAGGAAGAAGUUCAAUCUUCCAGUAAAGAUCUUCAGCCCGAUUCGUACGAAUCGGAUUUCAGCAUGGAUGAAGUCUUCUGGAAUUCCGGAUGCGGAUCGCUCAGAGAUUCCGGAUAUUCGGAAGCAACAGCAAAAAGCGACAGUCCUCCUAUAGGCAAGAAGACUUUCACUUGUGACUACGAUGAUAUUGACGCUUUUCUGCGAGACAGCGAUGAAGAAGGCCCCAAGACAUUCGAAGAAUUCGAAAACAAGUUCUGUAACGAAAAAGUCAGGAUGGUUCCUAAAAGGAUCGUGGUGUCAUCCGCCUUCUUCAUCGGGUCAUACAGAGAUAUCGAUGAUAUUCUGGGGCAUCUUUAUAUCAAUCCCAACUCUCAGUCCAUUGAUUACGAUAGUGACAGUUGUAAUUGGCAGGAGGAACCAGACUGUUCUUCCGAAAGCACUUGUCAUCCUCAGCCAGCUGAUACGUGGAAAGCAGAUUAUAGUCUAGUUAAGCUUCGACAGUAUCGUCGCAAGAAUGAUUUAAGCGGGAAGAAUCGAAAAACAAAGUUGGACGACUCCUGCCUUCAACUGUACAAGUACAGCGGAACGGAAGGAGACUAUGGGAAUUACUUGGAUUUGGAAUCGACCAUCGACGAGCAAUCCGAAGAAUUCGAAGGUUUUCAAGAAAACCGAAAGAACGCCAUUAUCCUACGUACUCAGCUGUCCGUUCGUGUCCACGCCAUCAUAGAAAAACUUGUAAACUCUACGGGAAGAGAGUUGAGAAGAGCAUUAUUUUCCCUAAAGCAGAUCUUUCAGGAUGAUAAGGAUUUGGUUCACGAAUUCGUACAAAAUGACGGACUGGCCUGUCUCAUCAAAGUGGGCUCCGAAGCCGAUCAGAACUAUCAGAAUUACAUUUUACGAGCCUUGGGACAGGUAAUGCUCUACGUUGAUGGAAUGAAUGGCGUAAUUGAAUGCAACGAAACGAUCCAAUGGCUUUACUCCUUGAUAUCGUCUAAGUAUCGUUUAGUGGUUAAAACUGCACUAAAAUUACUAUUAGUAUUUGUGGAAUAUACAGAGUCUAACAGCAUUUUAUUAAUGAAUGCUGUCAAUGUCAUUGAUGCAGAACGAGGAAUGCUUCCAUGGUCAAUCAUAAUGAAUCUCCUCAAUGAAAAAGACUCUGCCGAUACCGAGUUAUUGAUUUAUGCUAUCACUCUUAUCAAUAAGACAUUAAAUGGCAUUCCUGAUCAAGAUACUUAUUACGAUAUUGUCGACUGUCUAGAAGAACAAGGAAUGGAGAGAAUAAUUAAAUUUUAUAUGAAUAAACAGGGAACGGAUCUCGAUCUUCUGCAACAGUUUCAAAUAUAUGAGGCAGUUCUUAAACAUGAAGAUGGCGAUAAUGAUGGAAAACCUCUACCAGUCGACAUGAGAGUAAGGCAAGUUCCUCGUAGCAGAAAAUCUCAUCCGGAUAACGACAGACGUAAAAGCAGGCGCCAUUCUUUGGGAACUCUGUCAUCUCCGUUACAGUCCAAGUCUCACGGACCGACUUUAGAAAAUACUCCAGAAGAAGCGAAUCAUUGGUUAAACAAUAAUCAUCAUAACGAAUCUCCGAAGAUUAUCGAUUCAAAUAAAAUGGUUAAUGGAACGGAACCACAACAGCCAACUGUUAAUGGCAUAACACCGGCACUGAGAAGGCGUAGAGAAAGAGAUGCACGUAACAGAUCUCUAAUUAAAGAACAAGAAGAAACUGGAAGAGAAGCCGUAUAUCACAGGACGAAUAGUGUAUCUUCUACAGGCAGCGUCGAUUCGACUAGUAGCGUCGAAGAUAAACCAGUUUUUGUUAAUGAAAAAAAAUUUCCUUCAUUAGUACAAAGGCAAAGAUCUCAGUUCGAGAGUCGAAUAGAAGAUGAAAACAGAAAGAAUCAAGAACUGUCGAGGUUAAAAGACGAUCAAAAGUCAGACAAAUCGGCGAUUCCUUUAAUGAAACAAGGCAGCAGAUCUGACAUGGGUCAAACUCGUCACGGUCCGGUACCCUACACUCGUAGUGACACUAAUAAAAAAUCGUGGGUUUUGUCCAUGAUGUACGGAAAGAGCAUCGACGACGAAAAUAAGGAAGCAUUUGUAAAAUACUCUCCUUCGCCUCAGACUGCCGUCACUCCUACAGACAACAAAGCCACACAUUUAAGGCAAAAAGAAGAGGAUUCAAUCACUCUACAGUUAAGAAAGGAAGGAAGUGUUCGUGAUAUGCAAGAGAAAUUUUCAAACAAACAGGAUUGUAAUUUGAGGUCUCCAACUACAGAGAAUCGUUCAAUUAUCAACAACUCUAGUGGAAUCAUUAAUCGUGCCAAAGAGUGUCUUGCUGCAAGUACGCGAUCUGAACAAAAGCCAUUGGUUUCUUCUGCCGGUCUCAGUUCCACAUCGGAAUUAAAAAAACCCGAAAAUGAUUUACAGUGGGAACAGCUCAUGAAAACAAUCAAUCGUCCUUUGAUAAUUAACGAUUUAGAUUUUACAGAUCUUAAAGACGAUGAUGAUGAAAAUUUUCUCAAUCCACCUGUAAUCUGUAAUGGUGGCCCUCCUCCUCCUCCGCCACUUCUAGGUGCGGGGCCACCUCCUCCUCCAUUACCACCUGGAAUCGGGAUCGGUCCCCCUCCACCUCCACCGCCGGGAGGAUCCAUACCAAGAUUUGGUGCACCGCCGCCUCCUCCUCCCUCAUUUUUUAAUAAUGGGCCGCAGAACGCUACUCCCGUUCCUCCAUGGUGCAGAAGGAAUCAGGUGGAAUCCCAACAAAUGAGCCAACCUAAAACGAUACAGAAAACCAAAAAAACCGUUAAAUUAUUUUGGAGGGAGGUGAAAGAAGAUCCAAAUUUGUUAAAAAGAGCAGGUAAACACAAGACGAUAUGGGACGAACUUAAACCUGUUCAAGUAGACACUCAAAAACUAGAACAUUUGUUCGAAAAUAGGGCCAAAGAUAUUAUGAAUAAGAAAGUUCAAGAAGGAGGGAAAAAGAAUGAAAUAAUCGUGCUGGAUGCGAAAAGAUCGAACGCCAUUAACAUCGGGAUGACUAAACUCCCGCCUCCGAGGACGAUCAAAACUGCAAUAUUAAAAAUGGACAGUACCAUUAUGAACAGGGAAGGGAUCGAGAAAAUUUUGACGACUAUGAUGCCGUCGGAAGACGAGAAAACGAAGAUAACGGAAGCCCAAAUGGCAAAUCCCGAAGUGUCCUUGGGUUCGGCGGAACAGUUCCUAUUAACAUUGUCAUCAAUCAGUGAAUUAGAAGCCAGACUUCGUCUCUGGGCAUUUAGAUUAGAUUAUGAAACAGUAGAAAAAGAAGUUGCCGAUCCGUUAAUGGACUUGAAACAGGCCAUUCGGGAAUUAGAAUCAAAUGAGACAUUUCGGGUUAUUCUGUCAGUUUUAAGAUCAAUAGGAAAUUUUCUAAAUGGAGUCGAGGUGAAAGGUUUUCAAAUCGAUUACUUGGCAAAAGUGCCAGAAGUUAAAGAUACAGUUCACAAACAUUCACUUCUGCAUCAUCUCUGCCACAUAGUUAUGGAAAAAUAUCCAAAAUCCAGUGAUUUGUAUUCUGAAAUUGGAUCCGUUACUAGAUCGUCAAAGGUCGAUUACGACGAAGUCACUCGUAAUUUAACCAAGAUGGAAAACGAAUGCAAAGCGUCGUGGGACUAUCUUAAAGUUAUUGCCAAACACGACGGAUCGACUUCUAUGAAAGUCAGAAUGUCAGAAUUUUUAGCAGACUGUGCAGAAAGAAUUAUUGUACUUAGUGUUAUACAUAGAAGAAUAGUAAAUAGAUUUCAGAAAUUCUUAGUAUUUUUGGGUUGCCCGUCUCAUAUUAUUCAGGACAUGAAAGUUCAGCAGAUAUGCAAGACCAUCAGUGAAUUUGCACUGGAAUAUAGAACAACCAGAGAAAGAGUUUUGCAACAGUUAGAGAAAAAAGCCAAUCACAGAGAAAGAAAUAAAACGAGAGGAAAAAUGAUCACCGAUACUGAAAGAUUUCGAACCAAGGAACAGCAGGCGGAUCAUGAAUUACGACAGCUGCUGGGAAAUGGCAACAUGGAUGGAGAGGAUCAGAAAUUCCAAAAAUGGGGAACUGUGCCGGGCAUCAGGGGUCGUCCUAAAGUGUCGCCAGCAGGUUCAGGCGGCAGUCUGGGACGCAAUUCCAUUCCGACCAAAGACGAGAAUCUGACGGAUGGAGAUGACGAAAUUUUAGAAACUUUGGUCAAAACAGCCACCGCUCCCUCCGCCAGGAACGAACCUCGAAGUAGGAAGAAGGCGCGCUACGGAGACAGGAAGUCAUUGCGAAGGACUCUAAAGAACGGAUUAGAUCUGUCAGAGGAGGAGCGAAGGAUGUUAACCGCCCUUUCCACUUAACAGCUAAUUGGAAACAAUUUUUAAAAAAACAAAAGAUACUCUUUCUCUCGGAUAGAGGAGAAAGUUUUGUUGGUGUGUGAUAAUUUUUCAUUGUGGAGAUCAGCGAGUUUUUGAUUUGGCAUCUCCAGAAAAAAACCAGACUUUGUUUUUUUGGGAUUAGAAUCUCCAGAAUUCUGUGAUCGGUCCAUCGUCGACGAUAGACGUUCGCGAGUGUCGCCCGUGGCCCAUAUACAGCUUUGAUAGGGGAAACAGAUAUAGUGGGAAAGGACCUUCUUGAGACCCAUUUUUAACGCAAGAUACUUAUAAGGUGAGAUGUUUCUGUUGAAACGUUUUUUUAUCAACCAUGUGCCGAUGUAGGUAUUUUUAUAUUUUUUAAAGAUACUACAAUUAUCCUAUUGUAUCUGUUUCCUUCAUUUUUUUUUUGUUUAGCUUGCAAAUUUUUAGCGUUUGCAAGCAACGUCUCUUCGAGAAUAAAAUAAAUAUUUGUUGAUUC
This is a messenger RNA of Centruroides sculpturatus (bark scorpion), 5793 nucleotides long. RefSeq names its product FH1/FH2 domain-containing protein 3-like. The transcript has 25 exons. Gene Ontology annotation, cellular component: cytoplasm; cytoskeleton. The record is from RefSeq and is a predicted model, not a curated record. NCBI's taxonomy places the organism in Eukaryota, Metazoa, Arthropoda, Arachnida, Scorpiones, Buthidae. Gene Ontology annotation, molecular function: actin filament binding. The coding region runs from base 102 to 5300 and encodes 1732 amino acids. Gene Ontology annotation, biological process: actin filament network formation; cortical actin cytoskeleton organization.